CCCCAGGAGCUGGGCCGGAAGAUGGCGGCGGCCGCGGAGCUGAGGCUGCUGGAGAAGUCUCUGGGACUGAGGCCGGGGAAUAAGUACAGCGCCCAGGGCGAGCGGCAGAUUCCAGUUCUACAAACAAACAAUGGUCCAAGUCUAAUGGGAUUGAGUACCAUUGCGACCCAUCUAGUCAAGCAAGCCAAGAAGGAACACUUGCUGGGGAGCACUGCAGAAGAAAAGGCAGUAGUUCAGCAGUGGCUAGAGUUCAGGGUCACUCGAGUAGACGGACACUCCAGUAAAGAAGAGACCCACACGCUGCUGAAGGAUCUUAAUUCCUAUCUUGAAGAUAAAGUCUACCUGGCAGGACAUAGCAUUACGCUGGCGGACAUCCUACUAUACUACGGGCUUCAUCGCUUUAUAGCACUGUUUACUGAGGUGAAGCUAACUGCUGGAGGGAAUUAAAUGCAUUCCUCUAAAGCUAAAGACUUUCUCUUGUUAGGCAUAUUGAAAGAUGGAGUGACUAAACUGGACUUCGCCAUCUCAUUGUUUCAGCGAGAGCCCGCAAGCCCUCAGUCUGCAUCACAGCACUGAGCAUAGCAGAGACGCUGUUAGCCAGGGCUCCGUUCAUGCUGUAGCUCUCACUGGUAUAAUAGGUCAUUGACAGUUAAAGAGCUUGUCUUUCCAAUUAAGAGAAGUGGAGCCAGGCAUAGCAUGGCCUUUCAUGUUUGUGUGGCUAAGUGAGAAAGAGCCACAGACCUAAGGCCAGCCUAGACUGUACAGGGAGACUAAAACAUUGAAGAGCUGGAGUGUAAAUCAAUAAUGGAGUACAUGCCCAGCAUGCACAAGGUCCUGUGUUCGGUCCCCAUUGCCAGGAGAGACAGAAGGGAGAGAAUUUUAGGUGGUAUGAUUCAAAGUUCCAGGGAAAGAGCUAAAAAUUUGUGAAUAUUGAGCGCUCUGAGUCCUGUUUUUAUCAUUAAGCAUAUGAUUUUAAGCAAAGCAAAAUCCCCACUUUGUUUUUGGUCUUUCAAGACAGGGUUUCCCUGUAUAACAGCCCAGGCCGUCCUGAACUCACUUUGUAAACCAGGCCGACCCCACACUCAGAGAUCUGCCUGCCUCUGUCUCCUGAGUGCUGAGAUUACAGGUGUGUGUCACCACCUCCCACCAAAAGCCCCACUUCUAAACAUUACUACAAUAGAAACCAAGUUUUCAGCCCUUGCACUUUGGGAGACACCUUGGUUCCAAAGUGUAAGUGUUCGGUAAAAUAAAUGUAUUUAAAAUUUUAAAGACCAAAUGAAAUGGGUACACACCCAUUAUAUAGCUCAGUAAAGUAGCUUAAUAAAUGAGAAUUGGACAGACUGCUCUCAGCCUCUGUCAGUGAUGUGACGCUGGCUAAGUCAAUGCAUCUGGUGAAAUCCGUCUCUUGAAGCAGAGGUAAAGAGCACUAAUCUUGCCUCACUACCAAUGAUAAUCAUAAAAACUACAGCCAGCCUCUUCCCACCCACCAUACCUAAGAUGCCAGGCUACUCAGUGUGUGAAUCCAUCUGAGAGAAGACAAAAAGCAGCAGCACAUCAUAUAAAUGUGGGGGGGGAAAACAUUCACACAGUGAAUGGCAUUACAGUCGGUCCUUGCUUCCUUCAAGAUGCUGAGCGAGAGACCAUACUAUUGUCUAUAACUUGCUUCUGCCGUGUCUGUGAGAUGCACCCAAAAUGUGGCCACUCAAAUGUAUGCUGUUCCUUUUCGAAAAGUAAAUGCCUCCUUCCCACCAUUUCUCUCUAUAAUGCCCCAAAACCUGCUUGACUGACCAUUCAGUGAUUGCCCCAAGUGUGUGUUCAGCUCUUGCCAUUGAUAGGCUUCAAGACUUGGGCAUACCAUACAAUACAUUCUUGCCCUCAGAGAAUCUACAGCCUGUCUUACCUGUGAACAGGCCCUGAGGCAGGGCACACAAAGCAUUCUUUUUGGGGGCUGCCUGACCCCACCAUUCUCUGGAAAUAAAAUACUAAGUAUUGA
Psammomys obesus (fat sand rat) is the source of this 1993-nucleotide messenger RNA. RefSeq names its product eukaryotic translation elongation factor 1 epsilon 1 (gene Eef1e1). Gene Ontology annotation, biological process: positive regulation of DNA damage response, signal transduction by p53 class mediator. Gene Ontology annotation, cellular component: nucleus; cytoplasm; aminoacyl-tRNA synthetase multienzyme complex. Bases 22 to 447 code for a protein of 141 amino acids. Lineage: Eukaryota; Metazoa; Chordata; Mammalia; Rodentia; Muridae. The transcript has 4 exons. The record is from RefSeq and is a predicted model, not a curated record.